Messenger RNA from Vanderwaltozyma polyspora DSM 70294, 2376 nucleotides. It is a transcript of the gene CSC1, whose product is annotated as Csc1p. Gene Ontology annotation, molecular function: calcium-activated cation channel activity. The transcript has a single exon. Bases 1 to 2376 code for a protein of 791 amino acids. NCBI's taxonomy places the organism in Eukaryota, Fungi, Ascomycota, Saccharomycetes, Saccharomycetales, Saccharomycetaceae. Gene Ontology annotation, cellular component: plasma membrane. The record is from RefSeq and is a predicted model, not a curated record.
AUGGCUUCUUUGCUACUGGAUAGAGUAAUUUCUUACUCAUAUAACUUUACAGAUAAUGAUACAAAUCCAGUCACACCUCCUGAUUUUAGGAAACCUACUUCAGAGGUGGUAACAACACAAUUAUAUACUGCUACUUUGUUGGGUUUAUUUGCUACAAUUUCGUUUUCAGUUCUUUUAAAGAAGUUACCAAGAUUAUAUUCUAGUAGAAGGUAUAAGGAUGACAGUAACUUACGAUUACCUGGUUGGGAUGAAUCUAGUCUCUUUGGUUGGAUGUCUGUUAUCUAUAGGAUAAAAGAGGAUCAAGUUUUGGAAUACGCCGGUUUAGAUGCAUUUGUAUUCUUGGGAUUCUUCAAGAUGUGUAUCAAAUUACUAUUCAUAUGUUGCAUGUUUUCUAUUUGCAUCAUAUCACCUAUAAGAUAUCAUUUAACUGGACGAUAUGAUGAUGGAUCUGAUGAUGAUGGAACUACUAAUUUUAUAAGAACCCUAAUAAAAAAAAAUGACUUCUUCGAGGGACCAACACCUUAUCCAGAGGCUAAAAUGCUCUAUUUAUCGAUGUACAUUGUGUUCACAUAUUUCUUCACCUUCAUAACAAUACGUCUGCUAAUGAAUCAAACUAAAUUAGUUGUUGAUACUAGGCAACAGUAUUUGGGUAAACAGAAUACAAUCGCUGAUAGAACCAUUAGAUUAUCAGGCAUCCCUAUCGAAUUACGUGAAAAGAAUGAGUUGAAAAAUAGAAUUGAAGAAUUGAAAAUAGGGAAAGUUUCCUCAAUAACCAUUUGUAGAGAGUGGGGUCCUUUAAAUAAAUUAUUCCAUUAUAGAGAAAAAGUUUUAAAUCAACUAGAAUUGAAGUAUUCUGAAUGUCCUAGGGAUUUGGCUAGAAGUGAAAGAUAUUCAGAAAAUUACAACCUAAGAAGAAAUCAACAAAGUGAUGUAGUCGAAAAUAAUCCUUCCGCAACAGAUCAAGAUUUAAAUACUUCAGAACAAAGUGCCAAUGAGAUAGAAGAAAAUAUUAUUUAUGAUGAAGUUCAACUUACAGAGAGACCAAAAAUUAAGACAGGUCUAUUUGGAUUAUUAGGAGAGGAUGUUGAUGCGAUUGAACAUCUAGAGAAUCAAUUAAAACUAAUUGACCGUGAGAUUAUUGAUGCCCGUACCAAACAUUAUAGUGCAACACCAACUGCUUUUGUUACUAUGGACUCUGUUGCAAAUGCACAAAUGGCUGCUCAAGCUGUGUUAGAUCCAAGAGUUCAUUAUUUUAUUACUCGACUUGCUCCUGCACCACAUGAUAUCCAAUGGGACAAUGUAUGUCUUUCUAGAAAGGACCGAUUAAUCAAGGGCUAUACUGUCACAAUAUUUAUUGGUUUAUCAAGCUUAUUUUUAAUUAUACCAGUGUCAUACCUUGCUACAUUGUUAAAUCUUAAGACUUUAACUAAAUUUUGGCCAAGCUUAGGUAAAUUUCUAAAUGAUAACAAAUGGGCUCAAAAUAUCGUCACAGGAUUACUGCCAACUUAUUUAUUCACGUUAUUGAAUUUUGCAAUUCCUUACUUCUAUGAAUAUUUGACCUCAUGCCAAGGGUUGGUAUCUCAUAGCGAUGAAGAAAUUUCAUUGGUAUCUAAGAAUUUCUUCUAUAUAUUUGUCAAUUUGUUUUUGGUUUUUACCUUAGCGGGUACUGCUUCUAAUUAUUGGGGUUAUCUAAGUGAUACUACUAAAAUUGCAUACCAGCUAGCUACUUCUAUUAAAGAAUUUUCUUUAUUUUAUGUUGAUUUAAUCAUUUUACAAGGUAUAGGUAUGUUUCCAUUCAAAUUAUUACUGGCAGGUUCAUUAAUAGGGUUUCCAUUAGUUAAAAUUCAAGCCAAGACACCUAGGCAAAGAAAGGAACUUUACAAUCCACCAAUUUUCAAUUUUGGUCUGCAAUUACCUCAACCAAUCUUAAUUUUAAUCAUUACUUUGAUUUAUAGCGUGAUGAGCACUAAAAUUUUGGUUUCUGGACUAGCAUAUUUUGUUAUUGGUUUCUAUGUUUACAAGUAUCAACUAAUAUAUGCCACUGACCAUUUACCACAUUCAACAGGAAAAGUUUGGCCUUUGAUUUUUAGAAGGGUGAUAGUUGGACUGCUACUAUUCCAAUUGACUAUGGCAGGUACUUUGGCAGGGUUUGAGGGUGGAUGGGUUCUGUCAUCUUGGCUAUCGCCUCUACCAUUCAUUACUUUAAGCUUCCUAUACGAUUUUCAAAGAAACUAUUUACCAUUAUCCCAAUAUAUCGCAUUAAGUUCCAUUAGAGAACAUGAAAGGAAUAAUUACACAGAGACAUUCUUGGUAGAAGAAGAAAAUUAUGCAUAUCCAUAUCUAAUCACUGAUCUUGAGGGUCCAAUGUUGAAAUAG